Pyrus x bretschneideri (Chinese white pear) is the source of this 4081-nucleotide messenger RNA. RefSeq names its product autophagy-related protein 9. The transcript has 9 exons. Gene Ontology annotation, biological process: protein localization to phagophore assembly site; autophagy of mitochondrion. Bases 998 to 3901 code for a protein of 967 amino acids. Gene Ontology annotation, cellular component: phagophore assembly site; autophagosome. The record is from RefSeq and is a predicted model, not a curated record. NCBI's taxonomy places the organism in Eukaryota, Viridiplantae, Streptophyta, Magnoliopsida, Rosales, Rosaceae.
GAAGCAUCAGACGCAAAGGCCUCCAUUAGCAAAAGCACUUACCCAACUUCACGUCUCCUUCCCAAUCUUUUCUUAUUAUUUGAUACAAUUUAACAAGCAAACUCUCACACGGAGAGAAAGAAGCAGAAGAAAACAAAACACCUAAAAAAUAAAUAAAAAAAAUAAAAAAUAAAAACCCCAAAAGCUUUCCCCUGUCUUCGGUUUCUCCUCUCUGCUUUCAAUUAAUCGCAGAGCCAUUUGUGUUUACAGGACCAUUGCCCUUCAGCUUCUUCCCCAUUUUUCACCUCCACACCUCUCUUCCCCUUGCCCUUUUUCUCUGACCGUCCCAAUCCGUUUCGAAUUGGGUGUCCUUUUCGAAAAGUAUCUUUCCUGUGUUCCAGUAAAUUUCAUUGAUUUCGACUCUUCUGAGGAUACUGCUUCGUGGGUCGGACGUAAAGAUACCUUCUUUAACUUUAUCGUGUUGUUUUUCGAUUUGGGUUUUGUUUGUUUAGCCCAAAAGAAAGAGUAAAUAUGUUGGAGUUUUGUUCAAUUUUUAAUUAUGUGCAUAAACAUGGUUUUGUACUUUUUCUUGUCGAGUUUUCGCAUUUGGGUUUCUGGGUUUUGUUUGAUUUGUUUGUUAGACUGUUAUUUUCUCGGCGAAUUGACUUGUGGUCAAGCUUAAUGAUCAGGUUUAUUCCGAUUUUCGGAUAUGAUUUUACUUUGUUGCACAAAAGUCUGGAACUUUCCCGGAAAGUAAACAGCCGAAGUAUAUUGCUUUAUGUAGGAUAAAAAACAAAGUGGUUGCUAGGCCUACGGGAUUUUGUGUUACAUUGCACUGGAGAGGUUCCGUGAGCGUUUCUCGCGGUUGCGCUGUGUUACUUUUACUCAACUAGAUAGUGAAACUAGAGGCCAUUUUCUAAGUUUGGUUUGUUUGGCGUAUUUAUAUACUUUUUAGUUUCUUUUCAAUCAGAAAAAAACUUGGGUUUAGCUGAUCAGUUUAGUGUGCUGGAGACAGUGCAUGGUUGGUUUCAGUUGUAAUUUGAUCCUCGUUAAACUGUCAUUCCAAUGUGAUGAUAAUCUGAUUGAGGUGCUUCGGUUUUGGUGGGAGGGCUUAUUAAUUUUGUUACUGCAUUGUAUAGUUUUCCCUCUUUCACCUAUGUUGAAGUUUGUCUACAACUUACGUGCCGGUAAAAGGACUUAUUUUAUGCUUUUUAUUGCUUACAGAACCCUGCUUAACAGGUAUAGUGGUUUGUGGAAUGGACUGGCUGUAUCUGUCAAUUGUCAGCCUUUGCGAAUGAUGUUCGGUAGGUUGAAGGGUGUGACGUCUCUUGGCAUUUUAAAGUGGAAAGGCGAUUCAUCUUUGACAUCAGCAUUGCUUAGGGAUGUGGCUCCUGAGGUUGAAUUAUCUGAAUAUGGUAGGGCACCGAGUCCUGGCAGUGAGAGCCCUUCAGGGCUUCUUAAUGGUGAGAGUAUAAAUGUGGAACCAAUUGCUGAUUUGGACCUGUUCUUUGAAAGGCUCUACAGCUACUACUGUGAGAAAGGACUUUGGUGUAUUAUUAUAAAGUGGAUAGUUGAACUUCUGAGCUUGGGCUUCACUAUAUUGUUCUCAGGAUUCUUCUUAUUAAAAGUUGAUUGGAAUGGUCUUCGUAAUGCAAAAUGUGGGAUGGAUGCAUUCGAAUCUGGAAUUAAGCCCUGUGACCUUGCUAAGGAAGCCCUUCAUCAGCACCCAUUAACCCCUCUAACUCUUUCCAAAGCUAUCAUUGUUGGAUAUUUGGGCAUAUUUUCCAUUUAUUUGGUCUUCUGUUUUUUGAGGUUUUUCUCUCAGUUAAGGGAUACUUUGGGUGUCCGUCACUUCUAUCACAACAGUCUCCAUGUCACAGACAAUGAAAUUCAGACCAUGCCAUGGGCAUCAAUUCUUGAAAAGGUUGUUCAGCUGCAAAGAUCGCAGCAGCUCUGUGUGGUCAAAGAUCUUUCUGCUCAUGAUGUGGUUAUGCGAUUGAUGCGGAAGGAGAACUACUUGAUUGGAAUGCUUAACAAGGGAGUGCUUGCUUUCCCGAUUUCGCAGUGGGUUCCAGGUGCUGGUCCAACUGUCAAGUUUGGCUCAGAUGGAAAGCAAGAACGAUUAAUACUGACAAAAACCCUUGAGUGGACCUUAAAUUGGUGCAUUCUGCAGAGCAUGUUUGAUAGAAAUUUCUGUGUUACAAGGGAUUUUAUAUCUAAUCCAAGAACGUUAAAGAAAAGGCUCAUGGUAGUUGGGUUCGUAAUGCUUCUCCUUUCACCAUUUCUUGUCAUAUUCAUGCUGGUAUAUCUCUUCCUGAGGCAUGCAGAACAGUUUUAUAACCAUCCAAGCACAGCAUCAUCUCGAAGGUGGUCAAAUUUGUCAAGGUGGAUGUUUAGGGAAUUUAAUGAGGUGGAGCAUUUGUUUAAACACCGAAUCACUAGCAGUGUAGUGCAUGCUUCUGAUUAUCUGAAGCAAUUUCCGUCUCCUAUUAUUUCUAUAAUAGCGAAAUUCAUCUCUUUUGUUUCUGGUGGCUUUGCUGCUAUUCUAAUCAUCAUUGCAUUUCUGGAGGAAUCUCUGCUAGAGGGCCAUAUAUUUGGACGCAACUUGUUCUGGUAUGCUGCUGUUUUUGGAGCUAUAACAGCUAUCAGCAGGGCUGCCAUUGCCAAUGAGCUGCUGGUCCUUGAUCCAGAGGUGGCAAUGUCUAUGGUGGUACAAUAUACACAUUAUAUGCCGAAGACAUGGCGUGGCAAAGAGAAUACGGGAAGGGUUCGGGUAGAGUUUGAAACCCUGUUUCAGUAUACUGGAAUGAUGUUACUUGAGGAGAUGGCCUCAAUCUUCCUUGCUCCAUAUUUACUUAUAUUUGUUGUCCCGAAGAGGGUGGAUGACAUAUUACAGUUUAUUGCAGACUUCACGGUAGAUGUUGAAGGUGUUGGUCAUGUAUGUAGUUUUAGCACCUUCGACUUCCAAAAACAUGGUAAUAGCAAUUACGGGUCUCCUUACAAUGUACCUCGCUCCCAGAGGAGUUCUCAGGGGAAAAUGGAGAAAUCGUUUUUGAGCUUCAAGAGCAACUAUCCAUCAUGGGACCCCAAUACUCAAGGAAGUCAGUUUGUAAAACAACUGAGAACUUUCCGGGAGCAAAAGUUGCAGGGACAAGGAACUAGACACACAUAUUCUCCUCCAAGAGGCUUUAGCGACAGGAACUUUUUAUCACGGGAAAGGCCAACCCCUGGAACUGGCUAUCACAUGGGGUCACUGUGGUUAAUUGAUGCGGAUCAAAAGAAUCACCCCUAUCUCCUUGAUUGUUAUUACACCUCUCGGCCACACCAUACGGCAAGUUACACUGGGGACAUUCCAGAAGAACCAUUUGAAGCUACUGAGCAACAUUCUGCUGAUUGGAAUCCAACCAGCUGUCUAGAUAAUCAACUGAAAUUUGAAGAUCUUUGGGCUCAACACUAUGAUGAUCGUUCACAGUCUAAUAUGGGGGCUUCUACUUCGGCACCUUUCCACCGAGAGAGUGUACUUCAGCAUCCUGAUGCGGGUACUUCUGCACAUCCAAUGCAGAGUCAUUGGUGGGCUAGAACUGGCCGACAUGAUACACAGCCCCAGUCAAGUUUUCUCGAGCCUCCAGAUUUCGCCCAACACGGCAAACAGCCCCAGUCAAGCUUUCUCGAUCCUCCAAACUUCAUGUGUCAGCCGUCAGAUGAUUAUCACGGAAACUUCUCAGGAAGAAGCUUCAAGGAACGUGAACAAGAAGAAGAACUGGAACAAGAACAAGAACAACUGUUGGAUUGGAGGAACUAUCACAGUUUGUCCCAAACAAGGUAUGUGGAUGACCUAGACUUAGAGGCAGGAGAGUUUAAUCUUCAUUUCGAUGAUGUGUAUAGUACUAGACCUCCAGAAACUCUGGAAAUAAAGCCAUAGCCACCCCCAAGCUUUUAGUGAUAUAGAUUUGUUCCCCUCUGGUUUUUUCAAGAGGUUCUUGCUUAAGUAAUUUGGGUGGUUUUGCAGCUACUGUGGAAUGUGAUUAACGUUAAGUACUCGUUAAACGAAUCUGUGUAUUCUUUGUUGUAUAUAAAUUCAACCGAUUCUUGAUUAGGCCAA